Messenger RNA from Vespula vulgaris, 2359 nucleotides. Its product is annotated as fork head domain transcription factor slp1-like. The transcript has a single exon. The record is from RefSeq and is a predicted model, not a curated record. Gene Ontology annotation, molecular function: DNA-binding transcription factor activity; sequence-specific double-stranded DNA binding. Bases 753 to 2087 code for a protein of 444 amino acids. Gene Ontology annotation, biological process: regulation of transcription by RNA polymerase II. NCBI's taxonomy places the organism in Eukaryota, Metazoa, Arthropoda, Insecta, Hymenoptera, Vespidae. Gene Ontology annotation, cellular component: nucleus.
GGGGCUAGCCUGUAUUCCCAUUGGUUCAUUCGUUGUCAGUUCGUUCGAGUUGACUACACGGUAGGCGUGACUAAACGGUUGGUAUAAGAAGGUAUUUGGCGGGGGAAACGCUCAGAAACGCUCUGAUGCUCCGAAGGAGCGCCUCGGUCUGUUUCUUUUUAUCAUAAAUCGUCGUCGUCGUCGUCGUCGUCGUCGUUGACGUUGACGUCGUAAACAAGAAGAACGUCGUCGUAUCGUCGUUGUCUUUUUCUUCGUCGUCGUCGUCGUCGUCGUCGUUGUCGUUGUCGUUGUCGUCAUUAUCGUCGUCGUUGCUGUCAUCGUCGUCGUUGUCAUCGUCGUCGUCGUUACAUCGUUGCCGUUGUUGUUAUUGUUGUUAUUGUUAUUGAUGAUGAUAAUGAAGAUGAUGAUAUGAUGAUGAGACAGUGAACUUUCGUGAGAGAAAUAUAGAUUUCUCGCGUUGUAUACCUGUACGAACGCGAGAUCGAGUAUCAGAAAAAGAAGAGAAGAUAUAAGUGUUAUCGUGCAUUUUUUGUGUUACAUGGAAAGAAGAAAGAUAGUGCUACGUUUUAACAGGAUAAGGAAUCGCAAAAUUACAGAUUUACGAAAAGACAAUACUGUCAAGACGAUCCAUUGGACACGCGUGUUUAAUCCGUAUAAAAAGUUUAGAGAAGCCCGUUCGUCUUCACCUUUCGGACUAAUGAAUCGGUUCGAUCGAAGGGCCAAAUAUUAAAACAAAAAGAAAGCGGAUUAUUAUGGUUAACAUGGAGGCCUCGAACGAACAGCACACGGUGACAGCAUCGCCACCACCGCGAGCUGCUCUUAAAAGUAGCUUCAGUAUCAGGAGUAUAUUACCGGAGGCUUGUACCGGUAGUACCACCCCAGCACCGUCGGCGAGCCAAUCGAUAUCAUCUGACGCCUCUCACGCCGACGAUAGCGACGAUUCGAGCGAUUUGGACGUAACAGGUGACGGUACCGAGACACCACCCCCCUUGGACUGUUCGAGAAAUUCUAAUUCGUCGAAUAAUAAUAACGGGGCCGGUCAGCGCGAUAUAACCAAGGAUGAGCAGCAACAGAGCGAUGUGAAAAAAAAGACGGAAAAGCCGCCGUACAGUUACAACGCUUUGAUAAUGAUGGCUAUACGCGAGAGCCCGGAAAAACGUUUGACCUUGAACGGCAUAUACGAAUACAUAAUGAGGAAUUUUCCCUAUUACGAGAACAACAAACAGGGCUGGCAAAAUUCUAUUCGUCAUAAUCUAUCCUUGAACAAAUGUUUCGUGAAGGUACCAAGACAUUACGACGAUCCCGGUAAGGGUAACUACUGGAUGUUGGAUCCAAGCUCUGAGGACGUUUUUAUAGGUGGUACCACCGGUAAAUUAAGGAGAAGGUCGUCCGCGGCAUCGAGGUCACGUUUGGCCGCGUUCAAAAGGAGCGUCGUAUUGGGUGGACUUUAUCCGAGCCCUUAUGGUCCACCAGGUUGGCCAGCAUCCCUUUAUACUUUACCUUAUCAUCUACAUCGUGCCGCAGCUGCUGGUUAUCCAACCGCUACGGCAGCGGCAUAUUCCACCACACCGGCCGGUUAUCCAAGCAGCCUGUUACCUGGUUCAGCGACAACCGCAUCUCCAACUACCAAUGGUUUACCUUGUAAACCACAAGCUGUACCAGCAACCGCUGCACCACCUGCACAUGGUGCCUUCUCCAUGGAAAGGUUAUUACAAACGCCAACCGCCGGUUAUCCAACCGGGAUUACCGCACCACCGAGUAUUCCAGGUUCAGGUAAUCCCUACGACUUUUAUACCACCCUGAGAUCCCUCGCUGCUCAUCAACAACACCAACAACAACAAGCAGCCGCCGCCGCGGUUUUCAAUCAACAAACGAGGUAUCAAGUCAAUCAACCGUCGGUUGUAUUGAGCCAACCGACUUCGAAUACGGGUUCCCCGGGUAGCAGUCCCGAACCAAUGUCACCACACUCGCCGCCAGUUACGAUCUGUGGUAAUACGAUGGUACAGCAAGCAUCGAGACCGAUUCCUCACAGUCCGCCUCAAUUGUUGCUAAAACCUAUCACUGUUUUAACUGGAAGACAGAGCUGAAUUAUUAUAUAUAUGUAUAUAUACAUACAUAUAUAUAUAUAUAUCUUCUUUCUCUUUUUUUCGGAGAAUGAUUUCGAAAAACAAUAUAUAUCUUUUUCUUUCCAUUUCUUUCGGAGAAUAAUUUCAGGAAAUGAUAUAUAUAAUAUGUAUAUAAUAUAUAUAGAAUGUAAAAUAUAUAUGCAUAUACAUAUAUAUAUAUAUCUUCCUUUCUUUUUUUUUCGGAGAAUGAUUUCGGAAAAUGAUAUAUAUAUAUCUUUUGGGAGAAUAAUUUU